UCUUUUUGCGCACAAAAAAGCUGCAAAAAUAUUUCCUUUUUGUUUGAAUUAAACUCUGCAAACUUUACAAAAAAACCCACUCUGCCACCCUUUCCUUCUUCAGCACUCAUCUUCAUCUUUUUCAACUACUACAAAUUAAUUUGUACUGUAAUUUUUCUGGAUUUUUCUUUUCUAAGUUCUCACGUUUUCAGGGUUUUUCUUCUUCUUCAGAAAAAUGGGAGAUUCAGGUUCAUCAACAAUGUCAUAAAUGGCUGAAGUUUGGCGAGAAUUAUGGUCAGAAAUUCUGAAGAGAAUCCCAGCAAAAGAGUUAGGCAAAUGCAUUUGUGUCUGCAAAAUAUGGUAUUCUCUCAUUCUCUCUCCUAAGUUCAUAGCUUCACACACUAAAUUUCAUCAAACCCAUCUCAAUUUCCUCCUUAGAAGUUUCACUAAACCUUCCCUGGCUGAAAGUGGUGUUGAAUCUUACCAUUUUUCCUCUGAUUCUGAAGAAAUUUCUGGGCUUUUUAACAAGGGUUCUAUUCUUCCUUUUAAAACCGGGGUGGGUUUGAAUUUUCGUGUUGUUGGGUGUGUUAAUGGUGUUGUUUUUCUUGCUGAUACUCAAUUUGGGAACAGAUAUUCUUUCUAUUUGUGGAACCCUUUGAUUAAGAAGCAUAUUAAGGUACCAAAACCAAGAAUUGUUUUUGAUGUUGUUGGACCUUAUAUGCAUGUUUUUGGAUUUGGGUAUGAUUCCAAAACUCAGGAUUUGAAGGUUGUUAGGGUUUCUCAUAUUCAGCUUAAUUCUGGGUUAGAUGAGAUUCCUCCAAAAGCUGAGGUUUAUAGUGCUAAAUUGGGGGUUUGGAGGUGGGUUUUUGCUGAUGAUGUUACUACUUGCAUUGCUGAGGAUAUUUGGUCUCAAUGUUUUCUGCAAGGGUGUGUUCAUUGGGUUGGGUUUGAUAGGAAAGACGAGUCUGAUUCGUCGUUUAAGAACAACUGUCUGUUGGUGUUUGAUGUUGAGGAAGAGAAGUUUAGGAAGAUGGAGCUGCCUUUGGCAUUGCUUGAGGUGUGCCCCAUUGUUCUUGAGGUUUCUGAAUUCAAGGGUUUGCUGUCAAUGAUUCAGUAUAAGAGGAAUGGAGACGGUUUUGAGAUGUGGAUUCAGAAGGAGUAUGAUGUGAUUGAUUCCUGGAGUAAGGUUCUGAGUGUUGAUUUCGAUGAGCCAAAAUUGCUGAAGGUUCUAAGGUGGAGGCCAAAUGGAGAGGUACUAGCACAAACCUUUGAAGGAGAGCUGGUGUCUUACAAUCCUGACACCAAAAACAUGAUAACUAUUCGCGAUGAUGGCAUGUUUGCUGCCUUUUAUGCUUGUGCUUUCACGGAGAGCCUGUUUUUUCUUGAAAAAGAUUGUGAGAGCAAGAGGACUGUCCGUUUGGAGGAAGAUGACACUAUCUGCAAUGAAGAUGGGAAUAGUUCAUCUCUAGAUACAAUCAGAGUACGCAUGGGGAAAGCUUUUGUAAUACUCAAUCAAAUGAUUAAGUUUCGUCGUGAAUUCUAGAUAUCUUUUUCAGCUUGCAUGAUGGUGUGAUAUUGCGCGUUGGACCUUUUUUUUUUCCUGAUGAGGCACAGUGAGUCUUCGGCUUGUGAAGUGAUUGCUUUGGCUUGUGGAGUGGUUAGGACUCUGCAUUUCUUUCAACUCGUAAACGAAUUAUGCUUAGUAAGAUGGUAAUUAGACAUGGGCAUGUUACUGUUUAAUUGUUAAUUUUGUUACUAAUUAUGUACUCGUACUUAGUAGUAAUCGUAGUAGUAGCCGGUGUUUAUGUACUACGGAGUAGUAGGUUCAGUACUAACUGGAGGAGUAGAAGGUAAGCUUGCUUUGUUAACAAUCAGAAAAUGUUUUGUGGCUUAAUCCUUAUGACUUGAACUCAUCAUAUCAAUUACGUAGUA
Messenger RNA from Chenopodium quinoa (quinoa), 1911 nucleotides. Its product is annotated as F-box/kelch-repeat protein At3g23880-like. Lineage: Eukaryota; Viridiplantae; Streptophyta; Magnoliopsida; Caryophyllales; Amaranthaceae. Gene Ontology annotation, molecular function: protein binding. The transcript has 4 exons. Bases 248 to 1522 code for a protein of 424 amino acids. The record is from RefSeq and is a predicted model, not a curated record.